Molecule: messenger RNA, 3169 nt
Organism: Melopsittacus undulatus (budgerigar)
Lineage: Eukaryota; Metazoa; Chordata; Aves; Psittaciformes; Psittaculidae
Gene: EXOC3
Product: exocyst complex component 3
Exons: 14
Coding region: 150-2387 (745 amino acids)
Biological process (GO): exocyst localization; exocytosis
Cellular component (GO): exocyst
Molecular function (GO): SNARE binding
Source: RefSeq, a predicted model, not a curated record
CGGGGCGGGCUGCACCCGUUCAGCGCACUUGGCACAUUUAUUCAUCAGAUCUCUAUUCUGCUGAGAUUAAGUGAUGUGCUGGAUACACGAAUGCAGACUGCUUUGAAAUACUGUUAAAUUAUGAAGGCAUUUUGAGGUCCUAAUCAACAAUGGAGGAAACGGAUAGGGAAGCAGUUGCAACAGCUGUUCAGAGAGUAGCGGGAAUGCUUCAGCGUCCUGAUCAGCUGGAUAAAGUGGAGCAGUAUCGCAGGAGGGAAGCUCGUAAGAAGGCUUCAGUAGAAGCUCGACUCAAGGCAGCAAUACAGUCACAGUUAGAUGGAGUACGAACAGGUUUAAGUCAACUGCACAAUGCACUGAAUGAUGUGAAGGACAUUCAGCAGUCUUUGAUAGAUGUCAAUAAGGACUGGAGGCAGAGCAUCAACACCAUAGAAAACCUCAAGGAUGUUAAGGAUGCCGUAGUGCAACAUAGCCAACUGGCAGCUGCUGUAGAAAAUCUGAAGAACAUAUUUUCAGUUCCAGAGAUAGUCAGGGAGACCCACGAUCUGAUUGAGCGAGGGGAACUUCUGCAAGCUCAUCGAAAACUGAUGGAUUUGGAAUGUUCUCGUGAUAACCUGAUGUAUGAGCAGUAUCGCAUGGACAGCAAAAACACACAUGACAUGAACCUCAUCCAUACAUACUUUGGGGAUAUGCAGAAACUUUCUGAGGAGUUGGCAAAGCAACUUUGGAUGGUGGUUCAAAGAUCUCUUGUUACAGUCCGUCGAGACCCAACCUUGCUUGUUUCUGUUGUUAGGAUAAUUGAGAGGGAAGAGAAAAUAGACAGGCGCAUGUUAGACAGGAAAAAACAAACUGGGUUCAUACCUCCUGGCAGACCAAAGAAGUGGAAAGAAAAGAUGUUCAACAUUUUGGAUAGAACUGUGAGCACACGAAUUGAAGGCACUCAAGCAGAUACUAGAGAAUCUGACAAAAUGUGGCUCGUGCGCCAUCUGGAAAUCAUACGUAAAUAUGUCGUUGAUGACCUGCUUGUGGCUAAAACCCUGCUGGAUCAAUGUUUUCCUCCAAAUUAUGACAUUUUCAACAAAUUGCUAGACAUGUACCAUCAAGCUUUGUCUACCCGCAUGCAAGAGCUUGCUGCGGAGGACCUGGAAGCAAAUGAAAUUGUUAGCCUUCUAACUUGGGUUUUAAAUACAUACAAAAGUACAGAGAUGAUGGGAAAUUCAGAACUGUCUCCCGAAGUGGAUGUGAAUUCUCUGGAUGCUCUGAUUUCACAAAAUGUGGUUGACCAGCUUCUCAGCAAGUACAUGUCGACACUUACUUCUAACAUCAUUGGCUGGCUGCGAAAAGCACUGGAGACAGAUAAAAAAGACUGGAUUAAAGAAACUGAACCAGAAGCAGAUCAAGAUGGGUACUAUCAGACGACACUCCCAGCUAUUGUUUUUCAGAUGUUUGAGCAGAAUCUUCAGGUGGCUGCUCAGAUAAAUGAAGAUUUGAAAACAAAGGUACUCCUUCUAUGUCUUCAACAAAUGAAUUCAUUUUUAACCAGGUACAAAGAUGAAGCACAGUUGUAUAAAGAAGAACAUCUUAAAAAUCGUCAGUAUCCUCAAUGUUAUGUUCAAUACAUGAUUGCAGUCAUCAACAAUUGUCAAACCUUCAAAGAAUCUAUAAUCAGUCUGAAAAGGAAAUACUUGAAACUUGAAAUGGAAGACACGUUGUCAAGCAGUCAUACAAGCAUGGAUGCAACUUUAGACAUCAUUGCCAAAGAAGGAUGCUCUAGCCUGCUAGAUGAAGUCUUCAUGGAUUUAGAGCCACAUCUUAAUGAGCUGAUGACGAAGAAGUGGUUGAUGGGGUGUAAUGCGGUGGGGACUAUCUGUGUCACUGUAGAGGAUUAUUUCAAUGACUUCUCAAAAAUAAAGAAGCCUUAUAAAAAGACAAUGACUAUAGAGGCCCAUCGGAGAGUGGUUGUGGAAUACAUUAGAGCAAUCAUGUUAAAACGUAUAUCUUUUAAGAAUGCAGAAGAGAGAAAAGAGGGUGCAGAAAGAAUGAUCAAAGAAGCAGAACAGUUCCGAUUUCUGUUUAAGAAACUUGCAGCUGGCUCUGGAGAGGACACUGAAGGACUCUGUGACAUCAUUGAAGCCAUUGCAGAGGUUAUCAAGCUAACUGAUCCUUCAUUGCUCUAUUUGGAAGUUUCAACUUUAGUCAGUAAAUACCCAGAUAUCAGGGAUGACCAUAUUGCAGCUUUGCUGACAGUGAGAGGCGACGCCAGCAGAGAUAUGAAGCAGACUAUCAUUGAGACUUUGGACCAAGGUCCAAGCCAGCCAAAUCCAAACUAUGUGCCAAUCUUUAAAGAAAUUACGGUUCCUACUCUGACUGUGCCAAAACUUCUAAAGUAACUGACACCUUGGUGUCUGUGUGUCAUUACUCGUCUGGGAUCAACAGGUUUGAAAUAUUUGAGGGCAAAUUUGGCAAUGCUAUUUUGAGUAAAGUUCAGUAUACACUGAUACUUGCUAAGCAUGUUUCUUUCUAAAGACUUGGAUGUGGAGAAAUAAGAUGGAUGUAAAGGUCAUGUUUGAAGAAUGAAGCUUCUACUGGCAGGUGUCUUUUAACUGACCUAUUUAUUACAGCCACUGACCUAUUUUUGCUGUCAGCCAAUGUUUUUUUUGUGGAAUAUGUUUGCACGGUGUCCAGCAGUGCCAUAUAAAGAUUUUUAUACAAAAGCAACAGUGCAUUAGUGUUGGAUAUGCUAAAAUACAUCUCCUACAGUACCUAAGCAGACUCCUUCAGAACUAUCUUUAUAUGGCACUGCAUUGAGCUGAGUGUAUAUUAAUGUCCUCAGUCCACUUUCACAUUAUACGCUGUAUAUGUACUUACUUUGGUGUAAAAUAGUUUAUUGCAGAAACCUUAAUUAUGAAAUCAGUUUCCUGACUAAGGAGACUGAAUGAAAUUGCUGUUGUGCAAUUCGAUUGAGUGAAUGAAUAAAUAAACACACAUGAGGUACAUUUUUUUUUCAUGGAUUCACUAAAACAUAAAGCACCACCAGUUCAAUAAAAUGCUAAACCACUGCUACCUUCAGCUAUGUUGUAUUUGCAUCCUUAUAGGUUUACAAUAGGUUUAAAUCUUGUUUUGUUUGAAGUGUGAAUAAACUUUGGAUUUAACAGUUUUCUGAAAGCACAAA